AUGAUUGAUGAGGGCGAGGGAGAAAAUAAUGGAGAUUACAUUAUUGCGGAAGAUGAUGAUAUUGAAUGGAUUAAGUCAUCAGAAUAUCAAUUAAAAAAUUACGAUAUUUUGACCAAACAAAAGAUUAAAGAAUACAAAGAUAUAAAUGAAAAGACACAAAUAGCUAAUACCCAACUUGAGUUAAUAAGAGCUGAGAUGGACGAAGAUGAUGUCGCAAUCAAGAAAGAUAAAAUAUUAGUUGAAAUGAUUGAUGAGGGCGAGGGAGAAAAUAAUGGAGAUUACAUUAUUGCGGAAGAUGAUGAUAUUGAAUGGAUUAAGUCAUCAGAAUAUCAAUUAAAAAAUUACGAUAUUUUGACCAAACAAAAGAUUAAAGAAUACAAAGAUAUAAAUGAAAAGACACAAAUAGCUAAUACCCAACUUGAGUUAAUAAGAGCUGAGAUGGGUCAGAUUAUAUAG
Entrophospora sp. SA101 is the source of this 456-nucleotide messenger RNA. The record is from the annotation of a GenBank genome assembly. Lineage: Eukaryota; Fungi; Glomeromycota; Glomeromycetes; Entrophosporales; Entrophosporaceae.